Messenger RNA from Rhineura floridana, 6972 nucleotides. RefSeq names its product chondroadherin like (gene CHADL). Gene Ontology annotation, cellular component: extracellular matrix; plasma membrane. The record is from RefSeq and is a predicted model, not a curated record. The transcript has 7 exons. Gene Ontology annotation, molecular function: protein binding. Lineage: Eukaryota; Metazoa; Chordata; Lepidosauria; Squamata; Rhineuridae. Bases 514 to 2703 code for a protein of 729 amino acids.
AGAAAGGGGGGAAUGGGGAGACGUAAUAGGUUUGUUUAUUCAAGCAAAAAUCGUAACCGCCCCAACCUCCUCUUCUACUUGAAAGCUAUUUUUAAAAGCCUGUGCGGUCAUGUAACAGCAGAUUCAUGUAUUUAUGUGAACUCCGUUAACUUGCAAGUAUCCCACAUUUAGAGGCAUUCCCCCCAGCAAGGGUGGAGGAUGUUUCAAUGCUAUGGCAAGCAAGACAACAUUUUUGCCUUCAACCCAGGAGAGGUUCCUGAACAGAGUGGAAAAUUCCAGCUUUUCAGUGCACUCAACCUCAAGCAGAAGCAGUGAAGGACAUUAUGCACAGAAAAACAGAUUACCUAAUGUAUAUGGAAUAAAUUACUUGAAGAUUUUGACCUAAAUGAAGGAACUGUUAAAACCAAAGCUGCCCUACAAGAGUAUAACUUGAAUCCUGAGUUCUGUACAAAAUAUUGAGGCAGAAGCAUUUUCUCCAUCUGUGUGAUAGUAUCUCCCUACUUGUUCAAGGCAAUGAUGUGGGCCUCUGUGAGCCUUCUCCUGGUGUCAGCCCUGCUCCCUGGAAAGUUCAUUGCUGAAUGCUGCCCACGAAUCUGCCUCUGUGAUAACAUCAAGUAUCAAGUCAUGUGCUUGAACAAGAACCUCACCGAGGUGCCCGUCAAUAUCCCUCAGGUCACCCAAAGACUUGACCUCCGGGGUAAUAAAAUAAAAGUUAUCCCUGCGGGAGCUUUUUUCCCUAUUCCUUACCUCACCCACAUGAGAUUACAGAGAUGCAAGGUGGAAAUUAUUGAGGAAGGGGCUUUCAGAGGAUUAGGACGGCUAAUCUAUCUCAACUUGGCUUCCAACAAUAUAGCUUUCAUCUAUCAAGAGUCCUUAGAUGGCCUGUCGUCUCUCCGGCAGCUUAUCCUAGAAAAUAAUCACAUUGAAGAAAUAAAGCCAGGUGCUUUUGGGCAACUUGGCUUCCUCAGCUUUCUUAACCUGGCCAGGAACUCCUUGGUUUACUUACCAGAUAUGGUCUUCCAGGGACUUCAGUUGAUCAAGUGGAUCAAUUUGUCCCAUAAUUCGCUCCAUGUGCUUGCCAACGAGGCCUUUGGUGGAUUACCAACCCUUAAGAGACUAAGGAUAGAUUACAAUGAACUUCAGUUCCUUCCCACCGAGGUACUGUCUAGAUUGUCAGGCACAAACCGACUGGACCUAGGACACAAUCCCAUCACCUAUAUUGGUGAGGAGGCCCUAGAGAUGGCUUCCCUGAAACAGCUCUUCUUGAACAACAUGGCCCUUCAGGAUGUCUCAUACAGAGCUUUUGUAAAGAGUCCCAUGCUUCACACUCUUGACCUGCAUAACAACCAGCUGUCUGUACUGCAGCCACUGACAGAAAUGGCUCACCUCCAAAAAAUAAACUUAACAGGGAACCCUGUCCUUUGCACUUGUUAUAUGCGCCCCUUCAAAGAGUGGGCUGCAAAAGCAAGAAUACACAGUGAUGCGGUGUGUGCUGGUCCUGCUGCCUUCAGGGGAGAGCAGCUGGAAUCCAUGAGGACAACAGACAUGAAGUGUGGAGGUCAUGCCUCAGAAGAGGAGCUGCUCCCUUUCCUGCCCACGGUUACCAGGGAGCCAGAACAGAAUGCUGUAAGGUGCCCAGAAGGAUGCACUUGUUCGCCUGAUUACCAGCAUGGAAACUGUGGCAGCAGAAACUUCCAAAGUAUCCCUAAAGGCUUUCCAAGCAACACCCAACUCCUGGACUUGCAUAAUAAUGAGUUCCACUCCAUACCAAAAGGCUCCUUCCUUGGUCUGAAAAACCUGACCUCACUCCAUCUGCAGAACUGCAAGAUUGCAGCUCUGAAGCCUGGCGCUUUCCAGGACCUGACAAAACUAGUCUACCUUUACCUGUCUAACAAUGGCAUAUCUUCUUUAGAUGCUGAUGUUUUCAAAGGGGCCACCCAGCUUUCCUAUCUCUACCUGGACCACAAUGGAUUCACCCAAAUACCCAAGGGCACCUUCAGUCUCCUGCCCAACCUCUUUGCCCUCUAUUUGCAACACAACUCCAUCGGUCAGCUGACAGAUAAUGAUCUAGCUGGGUUAGAGAAACUACAAUGGCUGUACCUAACAGGGAACCGCAUCACUCAUGUGUCUGCCAAGGCUCUGGGUCAAGCCAAGCUUCUAGAGAAGCUGCAUCUAGAUGAGAAUUUUUUGCAGGAAGUGCCCACCAAAUCCCUCAGGGGGCUGCCCAAUCUUCGUGAACUGAAGUUGUCCAAGAAUCCCAUAAAGUGCAUUGGGGAUGGUGCCUUCCUUCCAGUAGCAAGAUCCCUGCAGCACCUGUAUUUGGACAACAUGGGAGUAGAACAGAUUUCCUCUGGGGCCUUCACUGGCUUGGGCCCAAAGAUAAAAAGUUUGCACCUUGAGAAAAACAAAAUGCACAGCUUGCCGAAUUUACGUGGCUUCACAGCUCUGGAGGUUAUCAACCUGAGUGACAUUCCUUUCUAUUGUGACUGUCAACUUCUCCCACUAUACAAGUGGCUUGACAAGCUGAAUCUUAGAGUAGGAGCCACCUGUGACUCCCCAGCAGAUGUACGAGGCCAGAAGGUGAAGCUUGUCACUACUUUCCAAAAUUGCCCUAGCUGGAGUACCAAGAAAACCAAACAAACGAGCGCAACUAAAACCAAAGUCAAAACCAAGGCUGGAAGGAGCUUCAAUAAGAGCCAGUAGCAGGCUAGAAAUAUACAAGGCCAGAAGAGUGUGAAACAGAGGGCAGCAAAGCUGUUGUUGGGAAUGUGCUUCUGGUCUUCUCAGCUAUUGGGGGGAGAAGGUCUUCAGAAGGGGCAUAUCUGCAUAUGCAUUUUUAUGGCCUGUAAAUCCAUACUACUACAAUAGGUGCAUUUUCAAAGGAAUAAAGCAAAUGUAAUGUACCAAAAGACAAUUUUAAGAUGUUAGAAGAGGCAGGCAAAUGGGGCUGUGUGCAAAAAAAGUUCAAAAUUCUGCACCAGGCAUAGUUGAAAAUGGAAAGAUGUUUCCAUUAGGCAAAUGUGCACAUUUUAAUUUUGUAUAUUCUGCUAGUCAAGUAGUGCAAAGUGCUGACUGUCUCUCGUCACCAAGAUUGUCAGGCCUGUCCCACACAUUUCAAGUCUAUCUCUGUACCUAACAAGGGCCUUUAAGAAAAAUUUAAAAGUUUUAUAUAUAUACACACACACAAACACAGCUUUGCCCGUUCGCCGAUUUCUGUCACUCCAGCUCCCACCCCCCCAUGCAACCUCUUCCUUUGCCAUCAGCACCCCUGCCAUCCCCCCAGUCCCCUCCCCAUUGCCAUCCCCCUGGCACCCCCUCCUCAACCCACCUGCCUCAGCUGUUGCGCCGACUGUCCACCCACCCAGGAUGGUGCCACCGUGCAGCCUGUCUGCCUGCUCUCUCACCCCCCCAGGCACCCACACUCCCCAACCAAACCCACUUGCCUGUUAUUAUGCCGCUGCCCAGCCUCCCACUCACCCAGACCAAGGCUACCAUUUAAGCCUGCCUGCUCAAUUGUCUUUACCACUGCAUGACAUCAUGACAGCUUACCUUUUUAUUAUAUACACACACGCCAAAGAUCCAAAUUUUGUGUCCACUAUCAAACUGUGUGCUGUUUCUGCAUCUUUACUGAAUUGUGAAAAACCCACAGCAGUAUUUUGUUGAUGUACAAACAGCAGUUUCUGUUAGAAGAGACAGCUAGAAAGUUGAUUGUGUGCAGUGUAUUGAUAACAUUAAUGAUCUUGUGGUGCUUUUUCUAGGUUUCAGAAUAUUUGGGUUAACCUGCAAUUUGGCUAAAUUUUUGCCUGUUUCUACUCAACUUAUUCAGUUUGCCAAGUUUAUGUAUUGAUGCACCAGUGAGCAAACAGUCUUUGUUUCUAUAUAGAGAGCACCAUAUGUUCUGCAAUUCCGAGCUGUGGGAUUUGUUGUAAAUGAUAGCAUGACUUACAUGAGCAACAACUGGGUAGCACAAGGAAGCAUUUGGAAGCAACCAAUACUUUUUCCAAAGUUAAACUAUCUCUUGUCUCUGGUGUGUUAAGUAUCUGGAAGUGGUAAAAGUUUUACAGAAGACAAACAAUAGGACAAUACAGGGGAAAGAGGUUAUAUGUUUAAAGAAGCCUGGGCAGUGAGAAGCAGAAAGCACCCUGCAUGCUCAACUUGGAAGAGAAAUGAGUAGGUUCCCUGAUAGAUGGUUCCAAAUAGCUAAAAGGUUUCCAAACAAAAAUAAAAUGAGAGUUUCACAGCAGGAAGUGCAAGCAGCAAUGGAUACAAGUUAUGAGCACAGCAGAUUUACUGCCUGACCAUGCUUAUUCAAAAGCAAGCCCCUCUGGUUGGCAAAAGGACUUAUUUCUAAGUGUGCAUGCUAAGGAACAACUGUUGAAAGCCACACAUCAGGAAGCACCUUUUCACUGGCAAGAAUGAUCAGACAAUGGAAGAAGUUGCCCAGGGAAGUUGUGGAAUUUCCUCCCCAGCAUUUUUCAAAACAGCAGGACAAUGCCAGAGCAUAACUAAAUGGCAUGAUUUAAAUCCCAGGAAGCUGCCACUGCAGACAGCUCGCCAGUAUUUCUUUCAUACCACAUCGUUGUCAAAUUAGUUCACUAGAGAGCAGCUCAGAAGAAGAAUUAAAAGGGUUCUUAUUCAUGUAUUCUCAAACGGCAACUCCCUUCUCAAGAUAGACCACUGCCCAUCUUCUGCUUUCACUGUGUAAAUUAUAAGACUGCUUCAGAAAUCAUACUGGCAAGAUAGCUACUCCAGAAAAGUGUAACUCAUGUGGGCGUUGCUCCGCUUGUCAGAAAAGCUUCCAAGUGGCUUAGGCAGAUUUUAAAAUGCCGGGGAAUCUCUUCACACUUCAUCACCAAAAGAGGGGGCGGUUUUGCGUGAAACACCCCAAACAGUAUAUACAGCAUGGAUGGGGAACCUGUAGCCUUCCAGAUGUUGCUGGACUCUAGCUCCCAUCAGUCCUAGCCAUGUGGGCCCACGGCCAGAGAUGAUGGGAACUACAGUCCAACAACAUUGGGGAGAGUAAAAGAUUUACCAUUCCUAAUCUUCAGAAUUCAUAUUCUUAGAAGGAAGUACACUGCCAAUGUAACAGAUGAUAGAGACAUUAAAUGCAACUUUAGCAAAACAUAGUGUAUACCAGAACUUAACCACACUAAAAUCAAAACAAAAACAGUGCACGGCUUCAGUGCUAUUUCCUACAUGUAACUAAAUGAGCACAGAAUUCUUAGUGUGCAAGAUAUAAAGAAGUAAGCUCUAUAUUUGUCUCAUUAUAAAUGUAUAUAAUUUUAUAAAGCUGAAAAAUAAGCACUGCAAUUGUAGCCAUAGCACACACAUUUACUUUUCAUUCUUAAUCUAAAAUGUACACAAUUUUUCCCUGUAAGGAGGAAGUUAGUAAAAGAUGGGUAGAGUUUUUACAAAAACUGACAGCCAGAUUGGGAAUCUUGCUGGAGCAGUCUAAAUAUAUAUUGUGGGGAGAAGGAGAUGAAUAACUGCAUGCACCUCUACAUUUGGGAAUCAAACGUCCAGUUUUGGACAGUUGAAGCUCCCGGCCCCAUAGCUGCCUUUCAGACAAAGGUGGAUUGAACACACUGCUUUCUGGGUCCAUAAAUGCCUACUGGCAGGAGAGUAACAAAGAGGCUUAAUAAGCUACUUGUAUUGCUUUAGGGGAGGUCAGAAGGUGGAUCAGGAUCUACAGAUAGAUCUCUGGGUGAUUUGCAGAAGAUUGACAAGAAAUUCUUACUCCCAAUUAUCUAACAAUGACAACAAAAUGACUUCUUCCACAUAAAUUAGGGUACUGGAAUCAAGAAAGCUAACCAGGAAUGGCUUUUGUACUCAAGGAAUAUGAGUCUUAGUUCAGUUCUGGUCUUGAAAACAAUUCCCAGGCUCAGAAUUUGCUCAAGGGCACCCUGUUCUUUAAUUCUAACUAUAUGUAUUUUGAACCUGGCUCUGGUUGGUAGACCUCUUAAGUUCUAGUGAAAAGGAAAAACAGCUUAGGAGAAGCAACAAGCCUGUUGUCUGCCCACCUGCUUUAGGAAAAUAACAUGCAACAGGACAUAAUAGCACAUUCCAAUCCCUUUUGAGUCCAGCUAUCAUAGUUUACUUUGGAAUAAAAGCAAGUAGCAAAGGAGAAGGAAGGAAGAAACACAGUUUGGGGGCAGUGGGGACAAUGGGAAUCCGGAGAGGUUGUGGUAGCUCUGGAGAGAAUGGAAAUCUUGAAGCAUGAAAACCCCACUCAGACUUGCAAGGCAUUAGGAUACAUUGCCCAUAUGUGUUCAAGUUUCUGUCAGCACGUAACAGGACUUAAUAACUGAAGAAGAAACCUAAAAGUCAUUCCAUACAUAUGUUCCAUACUGAAAAGAUUACUGUGUCUGGAAACACUUCCUUUAUUAAAAAUGCAUGUGAUGUGGGAACAAAAUGCAGACAACUCUUAAGUGGCUUGGGCUCCCUGUUAAUGUGUGAAGUGUCUAUAAAACACACUGGGAGUUAUCCAACUCAGAGUAGGUCCACUGAAAUGAAUGGACCUAAGUUACUCAUGUCUACUAAUUUCAAUGGGCCUACUCUAAGUAUGACUAACAUUGGAUACUACCUCCUGAAUUCUGUUCAAACUACCAUAUUCCAAGGUGAAAAUUUUUCUACUUUUGGUAGCAGGAUUAUGACACUGGGAACCAUUGCCACCUGAGAAGACAAAAGCCGAAGCCAUCCCUCUGCAGACAGGCGUACUUUAAAAUAAGCAACCAAUCCACAACUUGCUUCUGUAGGAACCCUCCCCUUUGUACCCAUCUUUCCUGCAGCAGAUAAGAUACUCUAAUUUCUUCCAAAUACAAGAUUUUCUGUCUACUAAAUUUUACUUAUGGCUUGCGUUUGAUUCAACCAAAGGGCAUAAGGAACACAUGCAGUUGCAUUGUGCAUAUAGAAAAGUUUGCAAUAAAAUUUCUCCUUGUCAAGAGUUGAUUUACUCUGUUCAUAGUAUAAUUC